AUGAUUCGAAAGUGGGAACUGAAUGAUGGACGAAUUCUCCAGAUCGAACAAGACCUUGAUCUUGUAAACAAGGAAUUUGGAGCAACUGUGUGGGAUUGUGCGCUAGUGUUAGCUAAAUAUUUGGAAAACGAACGAGUGUUUCCGAAAGGACAUUUCAAAGGAAAAACAGUUUUAGACAUUGGAUCGGGUACUGGUUUCAUUGGUAUUCUUUUGCUCAUCAUGGGAGCCAAUGUUCAUUUCACGGAUCGGCAAGUGCUCAUUCCUCUGAUUGAAAAAAACAUUCAUCUCAAUUGUCAAAUCAUUCAUAAUAGGAAUGAUGAGCCUCAACCACUCCCCUCGCACUACCACUCCACAGUGGAUGAAAAGGUUCCAAUUCUUUCCUCUCAAUAUAAAGCCUUUGAAUAUCUGUGGGGUGAACCCAAUGAAAUCAUUGAACACACACAUUAUGAUUAUGUCAUGAUUUGUGAUUGUAUUUAUGAAUCAAAAGAAAUGUGGAUUCCACUUGCAAAAGCUCUCAAUGAACAAUUACAUUCAAGAAGUGAUCAUAUUAUUAUUGCACAUGAAAAGAGAUCUUUUAAAGAUCUUGCAUUCUUUCCAUAUAUUCAAGAAACAUUUCAAGUGGAGAGAGUUCCUGAUGAAUUGAUGGAUCCAGUGUGGAGAGAUGAAAAUAUUAGAAUCUUUUAUUUAACAUUUAAGAAUGAUAUUCUCACAACAAAGAAUCAUUCAGAAACCUCUGUGAUUACAAAUCAUCAUUCAGAAACCUCUGUGGUUACAACUGAAGAAGAAGAUUUAAAUAUCCAACAUUGA
This is a messenger RNA of Naegleria fowleri, 807 nucleotides long. RefSeq lists its product as uncharacterized. The record is from RefSeq and is a predicted model, not a curated record. The transcript has 3 exons. NCBI's taxonomy places the organism in Eukaryota, Heterolobosea, Eutetramitea, Acrasida, Naegleriidae. Bases 1 to 807 code for a protein of 268 amino acids.